AUGCGCUGGCAGCUGUUGGGUGCUCCUCUGAUCGUUGGUCUUAGCCUGAGAUACGCGCAGUUGUUCUUCACUGCCACUGACCACUCAAACCACUACACCAUUGCCUCCAUCUCUCUCAAUAUGCCCAGAGCAAUCCCUCGCAUGUUCUCACGGGCGCCCGACUGCUGCGGCGCUCAGAUGUCUCGUCGCCAGACAAGCAGCAAUUAUAACGGCAAUAGGGACAGAUGGCGUUAUUUCUGCCGAAAUUGCCCUCUGAUUGCUGGUAAUCAUGAGCUAUUGCUUGAUUCAGCUUGGGAUGAUUCGCUAGGUCAAGCAGCCUUUGAGCGAGCUCAACUCGACUGGGGCGAUAUUAUCUACCUGGAAAAUGGGGAGGUAACAGUUUCCUGCCCGAAUUUUCGCCAGCUUAGGGAGUUCGACCAAGGCUCCAUAUAUGUGGCCACGUACAUGAGGCUUCAGGAACCGAGUGGAUGGUGUUUAACGGACUCCAGGAGGCGUACGAGCGUACUAUCGCUACAGAAGGAGGCCUUAAGAAUCUUCUGCUUGCAACGUGGGAGUUAA
This is a messenger RNA of Penicillium roqueforti, 558 nucleotides long. RefSeq lists its product as uncharacterized. The record is from RefSeq and is a predicted model, not a curated record. NCBI's taxonomy places the organism in Eukaryota, Fungi, Ascomycota, Eurotiomycetes, Eurotiales, Aspergillaceae. The transcript has 4 exons. Bases 1 to 558 code for a protein of 185 amino acids.